CCCCACGCAAUGUCACAAAAGUCAAGUCGACCAGUCAGUAAAUGACCCUAAUGACCUAGACACCGAAGAAAUCGAUGAAUUAGAGGAGAAGUUCAGGUACUUAUCGGCCACCAAGGAAUACCUGCCAUCAGUAAAGAUCCUACUGCCCGGUUACCCGAAUUGGUACCGAAACUGUGCACCAAACCGGACUCGUCUCCAUUGUGGAUUCCAGGACCUCAUCUCAUCAGCACGUCGAUGCAGAUCACACCGAAACUGCUUUCGCUGACGUGGGAGGGUUACCCUCUUCAUUACAUUCGCGAUCUCGGUUGGGGUUUCUUGGUACCAUUUUCAGAUGACUCGGAAGUAGAGAGAAAGCUGCCUCUAGCGAAAUUAUUGGAGAAAUGCCCUUUGAGGGUCACUAAGGACGGAUCGAACACUUGGGAGGCGAUGCAGCAGAUAUCCAACUCGGUACAACAGGAUCUUUCGAAAAAGCAGUACUUUGAUAGGAUGAAAGGGGACAAGACUGGAGGCCAGUACCAAGGUACUGGAAUUUGGUGCAAUACCGUAAUAGAAGAUUGUUGUUGGUUUUUCAAACUACCUCACAAAGACGGACCAUCUCGAAAUGUAGGAAAUCCGUUGGCUAAAGAUUAUCUGACCAAAUUUCCGACAACGUUUUGGCUGGCGAUACGGAGAGUGCGGAACAAGUUCUGUCAAUUGCUAGAAAACUAUCUUAUUGGAGAAAUAAUAGAGCUCGAAUUAUGGACCAGAUGGUUGUGUGGUUGAACAAGCAGGAUUUGCCCAAGGAGCUGCAAGAAUCUACGGACAAUUUUGGUGCGAUCAUACCCCAAGUGGUAGUUUGUGGUACACUUACUCGAAGAGCUGUAGAAUCCACAUGGAUGACAGCUUCAAACGCACACCCGGAAAGAAUUGGAUCUGAGCUCAGAGCGAUGGUUCAGGCUCCUCCUGGUUAUAACAUCGUGGGUGCCGAUGUCGAUUCGCAAGAGCUGUGGAUAGCUUCUGUAAUAGGGGAUUCCCGCCAUGCGGCGAUGCACGGCUGCACACCGUUGGGAUGGAUGACGUUAAGCGGAAACAAAUCUGAAGGGACGGACAUGCACAGCGUCACCGCAAAGGCAGUCGGCAUCAGCAGAGACCACGCCAAGGUCAUCAACUACGCUAGAAUCUACGGUGCCGGCCAGAAUUUCGCCGAAAGGUUACUGAAACAGUUCAAUCCGACCAUGUCCGAGACCGAAGCGAGAAGCAAAGCGCGGAAAAUGUUCGACAUGACCAAGGGAAAGAAGUUUUAUUAUCUGACGCGGGAGUAUGUACAUGAAUUUGGCGAUCAUCCGUUCACGAAAUGGCAAGCUAUGGAACUGGCCAAGGCGCACGGGAAAAAAGUGUCGGAGAUGUUUGAGACGUCAAAGUGGGUCGGAGGCACCGAGUCCGCCAUGUUCAACAGGCUGGAAGAGAUUGCGAACAGCGACAGGCCUACCACUCCAUUUUUAGGUACUGGAAUUUGGUGCAAUACCGUAAUAGAAGAUUGUUGUUGGUUUUUCAAACUACCUCACAAAGACGGACCAUCUCGAAAUGUAGGAAAUCCGUUGGCUAAAGAUUAUCUGACCAAAUUUUCCGACAACGUUUUGGCUGGCGAUACGGAGAGUGCGGAACAAGUUCUGUCAAUUGCUAGAAAACUAUCUUAUUGGAGAAAUAAUAGAGCUCGAAUUAUGGACCAGAUGGUUGUGUGGCUGAACAAGCAGGAUUUGCCCAUGGAGCUGCACGAAUCUACGGACAAUUUUGGUGCGAUCAUACCCCAAGUGGUAGUUUGUGGUACACUUACUCGAAGAGCUGUAGAAUCCACGUGGAUGACAGCUUCAAACGCACACCCAGAAAGAAUUGGAUCGGAGCUCAGAGCGAUGGUUCAGGCUCCUCCUGGUUAUAACAUCGUGGGUGCCGAUGUCGAUUCGCAAGAGCUGUGGAUAGCUUCUGUAAUAGGGGAUUCCCGCCAUGCGGCGAUGCACGGCUGCACACCGUUGGGAUGGAUGACGUUAAGCGGAAACAAAACCGAAGGCACGGACAUGCACAGCGUUACCGCAAAGGCAGUCGGCAUCAGCAGAGACCAUGCCAAGGUCAUCAACUACGCUAGAAUCUACGGUGCCGGCCAGAAUUUCGCCGAAAGGUUACUGAAACAGUUCAAUCCGACCAUGUCGGAGACCGAAGCGAGAAGCAAAGCGCGGAAAAUGUUCGACAUGACCAAGGGAAAGAAGUUUUAUUAUCUGACGCGGGAGUAUGUACAUGAAUUUGGCGAUCAUCCGUUCACGAAAUGGCAAGCUAUGGAACUGGCCAAGGCGCACGGGAAAAAAGUGUCGGAGAUGUUUGAAACGUCAAAGUGGGUCGGAGGCACCGAAUCCGCCAUGUUCAACAGACUGGAAGAGAUUGCGAACAGCGACAGGCCUACCACUCCAUUUUUAGAGGGAAGAUUAAGUAGAGCCUUAGAACCGAAAUCUAUGUCUGACGAUCGUUUUCUUCCCACCAAGGUGAACUGGGUGGUGCAAAGCGGAGCAGCUGAUUUUUUGCAUUUGAUGUUGGUCUGUAUGCGGUGGAUAAUGGGUGACAAUAUCAGAUUUUGUCUCAGCUUUCACGACGAAGUUCGGUAUUUGGUGAAAGAGAAAUACAGAUACAAAGCGGCACUUGCCCUCCACACGACCAACUUAUUGACAAGGUCUUUCUGCGCUCAUAGACUCGGUUUACACGACCUGCCACAGUCGGUCGCUUUCUUUUCUUCGGUAGAGGUGGACAUGGUGUUGAGAAAGGAGUCCAAACAGGACUGCGUAACCCCCUCUAAUCCUCACGGACUGAAACGAGGUUAUGGUAUCGAUAACGGCGAAGCUGUCGAUAUCUACACUGCUAUAGAGAAAGCAGGGGGUGUUUCCCCUAGAUGGUAUCAGUUUGAUGAUAGCGACAGAGAUGUCAAAAGCAACAAAAAGGAAGCACGUGAUGUUGGAAAUCCUCCAAGAUGACUUCGCACCACCAGCUGCCGGUCAGCAAAUAGUCAAAAUCGUCAACAGUAGGGGCAACAACCUGCAUCAGGUAGAAGCCGCGGACAAGUCAAAGUUCCUCGUCUCGAUGCCGAACAAGUUUCGCAAGAACGUAUGGGUGAAACGCGGGGACUUCGUCAUAGUGGAACCCAUCAAGGAAGGAGACAAGGUCAAAGCUGAGAUCGUACGGAUUGUCACAAAGGAGCACGUGAAGCUGUUCAAGAAGGACCAAGUGUGGCCUAAAGAGUUCGAUGACGAGGACGAUGAGGUUGAGAGUAGUGACGAUGAUUUGUUCGUUAAUACAAAUAGACCGAAUGUUGACGAUAGUGACGAGUCGGACACGUCGAGUCAUAGUGAUCACAGUGAUAGUGAUGCGUUAGUGAGUAGUGAAGAAGAGCGAAAAUCAUAAAUAAUUUUUUAUUUUUAUAUUCACUACUUUACUUGAAAUAUAGUAUCGUUUUGUA
This is a messenger RNA of Acanthoscelides obtectus, 3475 nucleotides long. The record is from the annotation of a GenBank genome assembly. Lineage: Eukaryota; Metazoa; Arthropoda; Insecta; Coleoptera; Chrysomelidae.